This is a messenger RNA of Gigantopelta aegis, 3052 nucleotides long. Its product is annotated as myotubularin-related protein 14-like. Gene Ontology annotation, molecular function: phosphatidylinositol-3-phosphate phosphatase activity. Gene Ontology annotation, biological process: dephosphorylation. The record is from RefSeq and is a predicted model, not a curated record. NCBI's taxonomy places the organism in Eukaryota, Metazoa, Mollusca, Gastropoda, Neomphalida, Peltospiridae. The transcript is spliced from 19 exons.
UUGAUCUUGCACAAGGAGUCCAAUAUUGAAGUCAGGUGAUCACAAUGAACGAAAGCAGUGAUGGAAUCGUGGAUAGAAAAGACCUAUCCGAUCUGUUGGACCACUUCUCAAGAACUACUCAUAAAGUUAGGGGCGGUGACAUGAAGGGAGAUACGAUAACUGAAACCUGUCGUAUGCUGAUCGCAAAGGACUAUAAAUAUUCAAUUCUGACCAAUUUCAACGGUGAACUAUGUGCACAUUACCCGAGCAAGAUUAUCCUUAUGGAGUAUGAAGUUCACGAUGGACACCACAAUUACGAACAUGUUGAGAGUAUCUACGACAUGACCAAACUGCGUGAUCUCUGUAAACAGGCCCGCUUCGCUCGCUGCCGAUCACGGUUCGUGGUGCCUGUCAUCUUGUAUGCAGGGAAGAAUAUUUGUCGCUCAGCAACUCUGGCUAGUGGAGCGGAAAUGUACAGCCGAUCUGGUUUUGAUUAAUAUUUUUUUAGGGGAGAAAGCAUCCCUAACGGCAGCACGUCGACUGAUACAGAUUCAGGCGACUGGCAGUUGUUUGACCGGUACCGAGGUCAAGACAAGAACCUGUUGAAGAGUUUGCGAGUCAGCUAUAUCUGCGAUCUCAUGGUGGAGAAGAAAAAGGUCAAAUUUGGGAUGAAUAUCACUUCUUCAGAGAAAGUUGACAAGGAAAAUCGAUAUGUUGAUUUCACCAUCUUGUGUGUGCCAUAUCCUGGUUGUGAAUUCUUCAAGGAGUGGAAGCACAAAUCUCACAGUGGAGAAGCCAUGUGCUAUGACUGGAACCAGGAUUUCAAUGAUGCUUUACUGGACAUUCCAAUGACUCCUCUUCUGUCUCAAGUACAUAUUGACUGGAACAGAUACAAGGAAUGGGAUUUGAUUUGUCUGACCCAGAACUACUUGAAGCUGUUGAUACACAUCGUCAGAGAUGGCGACUCGGGUUUGCUGGUUCACUGUAUCUCGGGAUGGGAUCGCACUCCUCUCUUCAUUUCACUGCUCCGACUCUCUCUGUGGGCCGACGGAGUUGUCCACCGAACUCUCUCGCCAUCAGAGAUCCUCUACCUCACACUCGCAUAUGACUGGUAUCUCUUUGGACACAACUUAGCUGACCGAGUGAGUAAGGGAGAAGAGAUCAUGUUCUUCUGCUUUAGUUUUCUAAAGCACAUCAUGACGGAAGACUUCUCGAUUCGGAAGAGGAAAAGGAAGGUUUCCGCUCCUAAUCGACGUGUUUAUGAGAAACUGUGUGAGCACCGCCGAGUGGGCCGUGUCGACUCUGAGCCGAGUCUCCCCAUUGGUGGACUGUUCGUAGACAACAUCGCUCAGUCAAACUACAGCGGCAGUAACACCAGCAUCAACAGCUGCAGCAGCUCAGAGAUGGGACCCACAUUCUUUAUGCCCAGUAACCAUGAUGAUGAGAUGGUUGUACAUGAAAACCCGUGUUACGUUCCUAGCAAGUCAUUAGCAAGAAGUUCUCCAAGUUCACGGUCCUGUGAUGGUGUGAUGCCAGCUCACUGCAGUCACGUAGCUUCAUCAUCGAGUCCGAUGGCCGUUCCGAGGAUCGGUCGAUACCAUGAGCCGACUCACUCCAACUCUCCCAGUCUCGGCAGCUGGCAAAUCAUUUCCAGUAGUGGCAGUCUGCGAGCUUUAGCCUGCUCUAACGAUUCUCCACACACCAGCUCAGGCAAAUCCAGUAGCUCCAGUCACGUCAGUUUUAGUUCGUGUAACGAAGCGACCGAGUCGAGCGACCACUCCACUCUGAGGAUGCACCGUCUGGAAUCCGUCGCAUUCCUUUUCCACGCUGCGCAUGCUGACUCGUCCAUAAGUCAUGGUGGCAGUGCAGAGGCUAGUGGUUUGUCGUCUCUCCUCGACCAGUUUGCCGAGAAAGUCGGGAUCAAGAAGUCGAGCAGUACGGUUGUUUAGUACAACUGAGAUCUGUGACCAAGAAGACUGACGUGUCACAACACUCACCAAUGUCUCAACACUCACCAAUGUCGCAACACUUGCCAAUGUCUCACCAACGUCACAACACUCGCUGUUGCAACACUUUCCGUCGCAACACUCACCAAUGUCGCAACACUCCCCAUCGCAAGACUCGCCAACGUCGCAACAGUCACUAACGUUGCAACACUCGCCAUCGCAACACUCACCAAUGUCUCAACACUCGCCAACGUCACAACACUCGCCAACGUUGUAACACUCACCAACAUCGCAACAUCACAACAUUCGCCAACGUCACAACACUCGCCAUGCAUGUAAUCAACUUGUAUGUUUUAUGGCCAGGGUGGAGGAGAGAUGUAAACCAAUUUGUCAUCUGGGAUAAAAUGCAAGUUUGGAUUCUUUGGAAUAUUGUCAUGUCCAAUUUUUCAAGUAGCACCACCUGUGUAAAAUAAAGCCUGUCUCUGCCCCCUAGGUGACCACAGCCCAAAGAGAACUUGGAGUUUAUAGAUGUUGUUGUUACUCUAUAAAAUAAAGCCUGUCUCUACCCCCUAGGUGACCACAGCCCAAAGAGAACUUGGAUUUUAUAGAUGUUGUUAUUACUCGAUAAAAUAAAGCCUGUCUCUACCCCCUAGGCGACCACAGCCCAAAGAGAACUUGGAGUUUAUAGAUGUUGUUAUUACUCUAUAAAAUAAAGCCUGUCUCUACCCCCUAGGCGACCACAGCCCAAAGAGAGUUUAUAGAUGUUGUUGUUACUCUAUAAAAUAAAGCCUGUCUCUGCCCCCAAUCUGAUUAAAAUUAGCUCUACUGGUCUACCCUGGUAGAUCUAACAGCAUUGUGUGGACUCCCAUGUCCAGGUGACAUUUCAUCUAUAAAUAACAAUUCAAAUAUUGACCAAUUACACUUCGCCGUUUAUAGCGUUAUUCGGGAGCAUACAAAUUCUAAAAAUAUCGGACAAGACUAUUUAUGUAAUUGGCGAAGUUGUUGGUCUGUUUCAACAUUAAAAAAACAGGUGGGAAAGUGCAGUAAUAAACUCUGGAUUGUAUACUAGUAUAAACAGAUUUUAUGGCUAUACCAUCACGGGUUUUUUUCCGUCUUAAAACGAAUUU